UCCAAUAUGGCGACACCCACUUUGGCCAGAAAUGCGGUUUAAAAAGCACAUACUGAUAGUAAAUGGCGCCAUGAUGCUCACUCAUAUGUAUAUAUGCACAUCUCGACCAAAAGAAAAAACUUAAAAAGUGCAGGACGGGAGAAAUGGCGCUCACAGUAUAUACAUUACGAGUUCGUAGAGACUACAAUUCCCGACAUGCCCUAUAAACAGGAAGCGACUGUUUAAUUUCGGUGAUUAGCAACUUUACGUAAAAUUGAUCUUUCAUGGAAACUAAACCUAUAAGGUUUGUGCAGCUGCUGCUUGGAAAAGGUGCGGAAGAGAUGCUGUGUGCUCCUCAACAUGCGUCCCACUGAACCAGGGCUGAGAGAUGGACGCAGUCGCAAGACCAACAAACCCAAACCCACACGGGGAACUGUGAAGCAGUGUCCCGACACUCCUGAAUCCUGCAGCGAGAGCAAAAAAUCCAAGAAAGUAGAAGCAUCUCACAAGAAGCCCGUUCGAACCGUUCCAGCUGCUGCCGGUGAAAAGAAUGCUUGUGCAUCUAAACAUGGAAAAAGCAGAGAGAUGACUUCCAAUAUACAAGCAGCUCCUCAAGAAGUAUUUAAGUUUUCAAAUCAAGACAAUCAUCUGUCCAAGCAACGUCCUGAGAUGGCAGCAGCGUCGGAGGAUAACAGUGAGGAAGAUUUGUACAGGGGAGCAGAUGAAAUAGAACUGGAAAGACAGGAGAAGCAGCUUUCCAAUGCAGCUUCACUGCCUAUUUCCGAAGACCUGAGCAGUGUGUCAGCUCCUGAGGGUCUGCUCUCCUAUAGUCAGAGAGAAUGGAAAGGAAACACCACGAAAAGUAACCUUAUCAGAAAGGGCUAUGAAGCAAUAGCUCAAAACUUUGAGAGUCUGCGCAUAGUACGUGGCGACAACUACUGUGCACUGAGGGCAACCCUGUUUCAGCUCCUCAACCAGUCUAACAAAGUCUGUACCUGGCUGCAAGAUGCUGAAAUUGCUCAGAUGUCGUGUGUGCAAGAUUUAGUGGAAGAAUGGCUGUUUCCUUUUGGGCGCAGCGGUGAAGGCAGCGCAGUAGAACAGUUGGAACACUGUCUGUUGCUCCUGAAACUGAGGUGGCAGGAGGCGGUGCAGUGCGAGAGUCCAACGGAGCGGGAGCGUUUCUGCCAGCAACUAUUUGUGGGGGGACAUGACGAAUAUGAGCUGCUGGAGGCCCUGAAAUUCUUGAUGCUGAAGACGGUCAUUCAGCUGCACUCUGACAUGCAGAAGGGAUUCAGUGUACCUGAGUUCUGCUGGUUGCUUUUUGCCCGGGACACCUCUAAUUGUCCCAGGAGCUUCCUCAUUAAUCACCUCAGACAUGUGGGUUUCAGCGGUGGUCUGGAACAGGUGGAGAUGUUUCUGCUCGGCUACUCCCUCCAGCAUACGCUUCAAGCCUUUCGUCUUUACAAGACAGGCACUGAAGAGUUUAUCACCUACUACCCAGAUGACCACAGAACAGAGUGGCCUUGCCUUAGCCUGCUCACGGAAGACGAUCGACACUAUAACGUGCCAGUGCCUAAACAGUCCACACAACAACAGUCAACAAAACACGACAAGCCAUUCAAGCCCAAAUGGAAUUUACCUUCAAGUGGACCAAGAAACAACACAUUUCUGUAGCGAAAAUCUGCAAUAGCAGCCAAUGCAAUAUGAUAUUAGUGUACAUAAUUGGGAUAACGGUACAAUGAGUGCAAUCGACGUAUUUCACGAUCAAUGACUGCAGUCAGGGAAAGGUUGACUACGAGUAGCGAUGUUUUAAUGAUAUUAAUAAGAGAAACUUUAUCAUCUUUGUACUAUACUACUCAAUUCGAAACAUUUCAAGCUGGCUUUCUCACUCAUCAGCAGUCAGGGAUGUAAUUAAGACAAAACCAUGCUAACGUAGCUCGCCGAUACAAUUCAGUUUUUUUUUCCUAUCAGCUAGCUAACGUUAUACAAAACGAGCCUGUGCAUGCGAGCGAGCCGUUAGCAGAGCCGAAUAAAAUGUCGAGUGACGGCCGUGAUUUAUACUAAUCCAGUUCACAGCAUUUCAAUUGGGAUUUUUUCCGUUCACACCUUUCAAUUGACGGUUAUUCCGUUAGUUGAUGAAGAGACUAAAUCGAUUGUGUUUCUAUCAGGAACUUAAUUAUCCCAAUCAUAACUGAGAACCGAAUGCUGGAAUUCAGAAAACAUAAAGUGCACUGUUGCUGUUUCUCCUGUCAGUAGCUCAUGUGAAAGAGCACUGCGGUAUCUGUACUGUUGUCUGUGGGGGCCAAAAAGACUAGUACUUAUGAACUACUAAAACUGAGGUAUUAACUGGGAGUGUGCAUGCAUAAAGGUUUUUAUAUUAAGCAGUAGCUUAUAAACUAAUCCAACUCACCCUCUGUUAAUUCUCUACCCAUCUGCUUGGCACCCCUUCACCAAACGUACUUAUUUAAUCCCUGUAUAUAUAUUUGCUACAUUUUCUACUUUAUGCAAGUGAUUUGUGAAUGUUUUUGCAUUCACAACCGUCAUUUUCUUCUGCUUUGUUUAUAUAAUUCAUUGCAGUAAUGCAAUAAACAACAGUUUAUUAGACACAGGUUUCAGCUUUAAAUUAAUUAUUACACACAAUUCCUGGAUUGUUGUGCGUGUACCUAAACAAUUUACUUAAUUUUAUUGAAAUUAGAAUUGGGAAGUGCAAUUUUGGAUCAUUGCUUGUAUAUGGGGUUUUUUUUUUCAUGAAAUGAAACAGCAGGAAAUUUCAUAAUGAUUUUCUUUUUAAAUAUAAAGUAUGUUUAUUUCAUGAACUAUU
Messenger RNA from Silurus meridionalis, 2800 nucleotides. It is a transcript of the gene otulinb, whose product is annotated as OTU deubiquitinase with linear linkage specificity b. Lineage: Eukaryota; Metazoa; Chordata; Actinopteri; Siluriformes; Siluridae. Gene Ontology annotation, biological process: protein linear deubiquitination. The coding region runs from base 340 to 1653 and encodes 437 amino acids. The record is from RefSeq and is a predicted model, not a curated record. The transcript is spliced from 9 exons. Gene Ontology annotation, cellular component: cytoplasm. Gene Ontology annotation, molecular function: cysteine-type deubiquitinase activity.